GAGACUGACGUCAGCCCGGAGAAGAACAGGAUGGGGAAGGAAGGUGGGGGUAGACGACAGGUAAAGGUGAUCUGCCCUGUCGCGCUUCCUACUUAGGGAAGCAUACCGAUGAUCUGUUGACGCCUUUGUUUUUUCAAUUUUGAGCCCCUCUGUCCAAUCAAAGAAAUGGUGAAACAAGAGAAAGAGUUUGUCAACCGGCCUGACAACACCGCCUUCACUCAGCAGAGGCUUCCAGCAUGGCAGCCCAUGCUCUCUGCUGGCAUUAUCAUCCCAGGGUUUGUCCUCAUUGGCCUGGCUUUCAUCGGCAUUGGCGUUGCUCUCUUCGUCACUUCACAGAGCAUCCAAGUUUUAGAGGUAGACUACACUGGGGUGGAGCAAAGCUCCCCAUGUUUCAAGUGCUCUGACCCAGAUGUCAAGAACUGUGUGUGCAAAAUGGAGUUCAACAUUGACAGUCUCUUCAAGGGGCCCGUCUUCUUUUAUUAUGGCUUGUCCAACUACUUCCAGAACUACAGAGGAUAUGGUGUGUCUAAAGAUCCUAACCAGCUGUCUGGAGACCUGGAUUCUUUUAAGGUACCCAGUGAUAGCUGUGCUCCCUAUGAAUACGUUGGCAAGACACCAAUUGUACCAUGUGGAUCUGUAGCAAACAGCAUGUUCAAUGACUCCUUCAAGCUGUAUCAGAUUGUCAGUGGGGCAAAAAUACAGGUGACCUUAGAUGGAAAAGGGAUUGCUUGGUGGACCGACUACAACGUCAAAUACAGAAAUCCCUCUGUCACACCUCUAAAGAACGCUUUCAAUGGUACUGUAAAACCCACAUUUUGGUCCAAGCCUGCUUAUGAGUUGGACCCCACGGACCCAGCCAACAACGGCUUCAUCAACCAGGAUUUCCUGGUAUGGAUGAGGAGGGCAGCCCUGCCAAAUUUCAGAAAGCUGUAUCGACGAAUCACUGAGGGUGAUUAUGCAAAGGGUCUACCAGCUGGAAACUACUCUCUUGAGAUUGCCUACAACUAUCCUGUUCUGAGCUUUGAUGGCAGAAAGAAGGUGGUGCUCAGCAACGUGUCCUGGAUGGGUGGCAAGAAUGAAUUCCUGGGCAUUGCCUACCUCGUGAUUGGUUCAAUGUGUGUCGUCAUGUCCAUAGUCAUGCUCAUCGUCUAUGCCAAAUUCAAGUUCCCUGAGGAGGAAUGAUCGCCGGUCAUAGACUUCAGUUGAGUAGGGGUUUAUCUACUCAGUUUGCCUUUUUUGACCCUUUUUACUCAAUGAGACGAUGACAGGGAUAAAGGGGAGUUAAAUCUCACAUUAUUCCGGACAUUAAUGCAGAAGGAGCCUGUUCCUCCAUUGACUGCCAAAUUAGGAACUGGAGGAUUAUUUCCAUUUUGUACACGACUUGUCUGUAAGCACAUCUAUGGCUAAUGCAUAUCAAAUUCAUUCUAAUAAGCUUUAUACUUUUUCAUUCCUGCAUAAAGCCUCUAUCAUGAAUCCUAAUAGGUGAAGGUAGAAAGAGUGAAGGCAGAAUUGGAAAGCAUUGUAUGCAGGCUGACACUUGCUGACAAAUUGAGACAUUCUGUAUAUAUGAUCCUUUUUAAGUUAUCAAUUGAGCAUUUUCCGGUUAAAGCAGCUCAGUUUGUGCAACUUUAGUUUAUUAUUUUGCCAUACUUGGAUACGGCAGGGUGAUUUUAAGAAGUCUUGUACUGUAUUUCUAAAACUUGUUUUUUCAUCAUCGCAAAAUGAGCUGCCUCCUAAUUAUAGGUCAGUAAUAUUCUUAAAACUGUAAAUCAUUUGAUAAGCUAUUUGAUACAGGAAAUAAGUUACAUUUUACUGUUCAUGUGGGGGAUGUGUGAUGUAACUUGCAAAGUAAUGCUGUAAAAAUUGCUAUCUCAGGGAUAUGGUGUACAGGCUGUCCAGCUCAGUUUUAAAGUGUGACUAGUCUUUGUUUCUCAGAUUUUUACUCUUUGUGCUUAUAUUUAUUUAAUAAAAACUGCCGAAAAAACAUGUAACAUUC
Molecule: messenger RNA, 1996 nt
Organism: Scophthalmus maximus (turbot)
Lineage: Eukaryota; Metazoa; Chordata; Actinopteri; Pleuronectiformes; Scophthalmidae
Gene: tmem30b
Product: transmembrane protein 30B
Exons: 8
Coding region: 166-1182 (338 amino acids)
Biological process (GO): phospholipid translocation
Cellular component (GO): plasma membrane; Golgi apparatus; endoplasmic reticulum
Source: RefSeq, a predicted model, not a curated record